AUGCCCUUAAACUUGCACAGGAUGGACGGUUAUCUUGAUGAGCUUAGAGCGACCGGACAAAAUACUCUCGCAUCAGCAGACCCAGAGCAGCUUCUGAAGACUCACCUGCCACACGUCCCGAGUGACCUAUUAUUGAAUCAGUGCAAAUUUCAGACCUAUGCCAAGCUGGAGGAUGUCCUCGAAGCUCGUGAUGCCAACAGAUCUGAAGUGACGCGCCACGACUCUCACCAUUUCCCCGACCGCCAGGCAACGUCCGUCGAAGUCCUUCAAGUAGAGACGCCAAGCACCAGCGACGAAGAAGACGAGAGCGAUGCUUUCGAAAUGAAGUUUAAGCGGCUGGGUUUAAGGCAUUUCAGUGCUUCAGAAGAUCCCUCGGACUCAGGGCAAAGACACUGCAAUAGAUCAUCAAACCCUCCCCCGAGCAGCUACCCUCAACACUACGAUAUUUCCUAUCGGCCAACGUCACUGAUCACUCCUGCCAUUGCGCAUGCUAUCGGUGACCUCUCGGCUUCUGAAAGCUCUGAUAUGGAUUUAUCCGAUGCUGAUGACGAGAGAAGCGCUGAACGAGGAAUAAAGCUCCAUCGUCAUCACCCUCAGAAAGAGGAACCGUACCCACAGAUCCCCCCAGAGCCUUCCCUUCAGCCUGUGCAACGUGAUGGGGCUUUCCCGGACGAUCCAUCUACUCUCCAUCUCGACAGUGCCACCGCUGACCUUCCCUUAAAACAUCACACCCGAGCUCGCACCUACCCCCUGCGUAUUCGGCCAGUGUCUACACACAUCAUUGACGCGACAACGCACCUCCAGUCGCAAUCUCAGGAGCAAGCAAAUAUCAUAACCCCCCCGUGCAACAGUAUUCAACCUCGGGGUUCCACACUCCAAGUUGAUCAGCCUCGACCCCUCCACCUGCAACCUCAUCCUGGACGCGCGCGCCCCCUACCACCAACCCGCCCUCGACCCCACUUUGCGCCCAACCCAGCCCCCAUAGCCGUGCCGCUUCCCCGUCGUUCUUCGAACCCUCGACCCCCUGUCUCUGCUGAGACCGAUGCUUUCUACAAGAGCCUAAAAUCAAAGCUCUGGAAACUAGCACAGGAGCUUGAAGCCAGAGGUGAUGCAAGUAGGGUAAGCAUUAAGAAUGAUGAAAUCCCAAGUCCCGAUAGCGAUAUAGAAGACAUGUGGGACCAAGAAGACGAUGAUGUACCGUGGGAUGAUGAGGCAGUGGAUGAGCAAUCGUUACAUGGAAGCGACAUUGAUGCCGUCCUAGACUCUUUAAAGAGAAGGAGCUCAAGUAUGGGUAUCGUCCGCAGAUUGAGCGAAGGACGUGGACGACGGGCUGCGAGGGAGCGUGCCGAGAGGGCCAGGUGUAACUGGCAGCGUGGUCCUGAUUGA
Molecule: messenger RNA, 1386 nt
Organism: Lindgomyces ingoldianus
Lineage: Eukaryota; Fungi; Ascomycota; Dothideomycetes; Pleosporales; Lindgomycetaceae
Exons: 2
Coding region: 1-1386 (461 amino acids)
Source: RefSeq, a predicted model, not a curated record